This is a messenger RNA of Cydia strobilella, 1526 nucleotides long. RefSeq names its product phosphoglycerate kinase (gene Pgk). Gene Ontology annotation, biological process: gluconeogenesis; glycolytic process. Lineage: Eukaryota; Metazoa; Arthropoda; Insecta; Lepidoptera; Tortricidae. Gene Ontology annotation, molecular function: phosphoglycerate kinase activity; ADP binding; ATP binding. The transcript is spliced from 10 exons. The record is from RefSeq and is a predicted model, not a curated record. Bases 114 to 1361 code for a protein of 415 amino acids. Gene Ontology annotation, cellular component: cytosol.
AUUUGACCUUUUUGACAUUAUUGAAGGUUAUAAUUUGUUAGUGGAAGUCACCGAAAAGUAAAACAAUUAAUUAUUUUUUAUAGUAUCCCGCUAUAAAAUAGUACACAUAAAUCAUGUCGUUAAAGAAACUUAGUAUUGAUGCUCUCGAUUUGGCAGGGAAGCGAGUUUUGAUCAGGGUUGAUUUCAACGUGCCGCUAAAGGAGGGUAUAAUCACCAAUAAUCAGCGCAUUGUGGCCGCCUUAGAUACAAUCAAAUAUGCUCUCGAAAAGGGCUCUAAGUCCGUGGUUCUUAUGUCACACUUGGGUCGACCGGAUGGACAGGCCAACCUCAAAUACACACUGAAACCGGUGGCAGAGGAGCUUAAAAAGCUCUUAAACAGGGAAAUCACAUUCCUCCCAGACUGUGUGGGACCUGAGGUGGAGAAUGUCUGUGCUGACCCAGCAGCAGGCUCUGUGAUUUUGCUAGAAAAUCUUCGGUUCCACAUUGAGGAGGAGGGCAAGGGUCUGGACGCUAGUGGGGCGAAAGCCAAGGCUGACCCUGAGAAGGUCAAAGCAUUCCGGGCUAGCUUGAGGAAGCUGGGUGAUGUCUAUGUCAAUGAUGCAUUUGGAACUGCUCACCGAGCUCACAGCUCUAUGAUGGGUGAAGGUUUUGAACAGCGCGCCUCUGGAUUCCUCCUAAAGAAGGAACUGCAAUACUUUGCUAAGGCUCUUGACAACCCUGAGAGGCCUUUCCUCGCUAUCCUUGGUGGAGCUAAAGUCGCUGACAAGAUCCAGCUCAUCGAGAACCUGCUGGACAAAGUCAACGAGAUGAUCAUUGGUGGAGGCAUGGCUUACACUUUCCUCAAGGAAAGCAAGGGUAUGACUAUCGGAAAUUCCCUGUACGACGCUGAGGGUGCGAAAAUUGUGGCCAAACUCUUGGAGAAGGCCGCCAAGAACAACGUGCAAGUGCAUCUGCCGGUCGACUUCAUUACUGCCGACAAAUUUGACGAAAAUGCCCAGGUUGGUACAGAGACGGUGGAAUCUGGUAUUCCCGACGGCUGGAUGGGUCUUGACGUGGGCCCGCAGUCCCGGGAGCUCUUCGCUGGGCCCAUCGCUAGGGCCAAGGUCAUUGUGUGGAAUGGGCCCGCGGGCGUGUUCGAGUUCGAGAAGUUCGCCGGCGGCACCAAAGCCCUCAUGGACGGCGUGGUAAACGCCACCGUCAAUGGUACCACCACCAUCAUUGGCGGAGGUGACACGGCGACCUGCUGCGCCAAGUGGGGAACCGAGGACAAAGUCUCCCACGUCUCAACUGGCGGUGGUGCUUCGCUGGAGCUGCUUGAGGGUAAAGUACUGCCGGGCGUAGCCGCUCUCUCCGACGCAUAAAAUAGUCCACAAUUAUUUAUUAUUUAAUAUAAUGUUGCAAUGUAAUCGCUUCGAAAUUAUAUAUGUACGUUUAUAGUAGUUGUUAAUUGUAUGUUAUGUAAAAGUGAUAGCAGGCCAUGUUUGUAUAGCAUAAUACCUUGAGUAAUAAAGUUCCACUACAAAUUA